UCCCAUGUGAACCAAUUUUCACAGACGUUCAGCUGAACUUCAUCAUCGAUUUUUAAAUUUUCACUAGCUUCGUAUAAAUUAUUAGUUGAUCAUAUUAGUUGUUUUUAUAUAAUGCGGUCAACAAGUUAUUUACGACACAUUUUCUGUAACCUUAUUCGAGCUAGGCCUAGUCUACAGCAUUUCUGUGACACUGGAGGGCCGAGAAUGGAUGAUGGUACUCUGUUGGUGUGGUCCAUGGUGUGGUCUAAGCAGAUGUCUAGGCCUAGACAUAUUCAAGUUCGUUUUCACGCAGAUGCUACUAGUCACUCACUGCGGCAUAAUAAUCAGUUACAAAUCAGUAUUAAAAAUUUUAACACAUCUUACUUAGGCCCCCUAGGCCAAAGCCUGAUCACUUUGCGGAUUUAUCAUAGUCCUACAUCAAUAUUUAUAAGAAGAGUGUCAAGAAAAAAUUACGACAAUUUUGAUUCCAUAAUGGAGAGAGAAUUCAAGAAAAGUCUCGACGAAAACUUAGAUUAUGAGGAUAAAAAUCCAAAAGAAAUUUUAGAGAAGAUUUCACGGGAUCAGAUUAGGAGACAGAAAGCUAUGAGGUAUAACAGGAUACGCAGGCAGUUUCCACAGACAAAGGCACCAAGACUGCUGACAUAUGACAUGAUGGAGCAGAUACGCUUCCUCUUCCAAGAGUAUCCUGAAGAUUGGGAUGUUCCCCGGUUGGCAGAGGGCUUCAGCGUCACAGAGGACACCAUCAGAAAGGUCCUGCAUAGCAAGUUUGUGCCAUCUGAAAAGAGAAUUGCAAAGAUGAAUAACAAUGCACUAAAGAAUCGCAGUCUUUUAAUAGAUGAUGCGAGGAGAGUGUUUGUUGAUACAAGCAAGUAUUUACCUGAGAGAUCUCCCAGAUUUCCAGCUGUCAAAGAACUGAAGCAGGAAUCAGCGGAGGAUGAAGUAAGGAAGCCAUCUACUAAGUAUCUUGAUGAAGGUGAAAAAGUACCAAGGAAAACAUUAAAAACUUAUAAAAAGUCUAGAGAAAAGGAUUAAUAAAUUAUAUUUAUUCAAAUUAAUGCCCCGCUUUGAAUAAACUCCUCCUCUAGACCCUCAUUUGGAAUAAUCACCUCUUUUAAAUAAACGCCCGAGGCGUUUAUUUUUUUCUGGAAUAAACGCCCCCAAAAUGACUAAACAGCAUUUAUUUGAGUACUGUAUAUACGUAUCAAUUUUACACAAAAAAAAUAAAUGCUUCCCUCAAAUAAAUGACCCCUCAAAACCCUUCUGGACAUUAAACGCCUCAGGGUGUUCAAUGGAAUAAAUACGGUAAUUAUAGUGUAUAUCACCCCAGACAUUCAUACUUCAUUUCUUUCACACCAGUUAAUAUUUACAUAAUACAAACACCAAGGAUUUUAUGAUACAUUUUCUAUUUUCUUGUUUAAAUGUAGCAACUACGUGUAUUCUGUUGGUAGUUCUAUUCAGCAUCCUUUACAUAAAUAAUUUGUGCUCAACAAUAACCUGUAACUUCCUUUACACUCAUUAAUACAUGAUUAAUGGGUUUUUUUUUUUUUGUAAAUUACAAUUUGAAGCAAGUACAUCAAAUUAUACAAUUACAAAUGUAAAUGAUAGCAAUAUUCCAAACAUUCAUCAUUUCUAUUUACAUGUAAUGGCCCUGUUCCCAUUCCAUGUGUGCAUCGUUCCAAUUAUAAAUUGUCAAAUUAUUAAGAUUUUUAAAUCAAAUCAUGGUGCUAUAUUUUUGUUAAACUGAAUGUACUGUCUGUAUGCUGUACAGUAAACAUAUUAAUGAAUAAGUAAGCUUGAUAGAUAUAUUGAAUCGGUCAGUACAAGUUGAUACUUUAUGUAUCUUGUGUAUUAUAGUCUCUCCCACUCUUUUUACAAUAAACUCUAAACCAUUUUGUUAUAACGCUAUAGUGUAAUUACCUUUAUACUGUAUAUAAAUUUUGAACAUUAAAAUCUUGCUAAACUAGGAUUCGAACACUGGACUGCUAUCUCUGCAGAUGCCUUACUUGGAUGGGCCUGUAGGUCUUUGUUGGGAAUUCAUAUCUGAUUACAACCAUUUUGAUUUUAAUAGAUAAAUCAUAAUAGUGCUCAAAUAUAACAUGCAGUAUGAUGUGAUAAUUGUAUGUUAUGAUUUAACAUUUUUUUAACUUGUUGAGAAGGGUUUUUGAGGGGGUGUUUAUUAGAGGGGGGCAUGAAUGCUUUUGGUGUAAAAUGGAUGCGUAUAUACGACCCUUUUUUUCUAUGUAAAUGUGGAACUACAAUACAUAAAUACCAUCAAAAUGAAUGAUUGCAUGAAUCCAAAAGACCUAUUAGUCCCAAAAAGGUUUAAAAUGUUAUUCUGCUAUAGCACUGUAGAACAUUUAAUAGAAUGUGUUGAGAAUGUUAUUUCCAUUAGUUUUGUUUACAGUCAUUUAAGGAGGAUGUUUAUUCAAGGAAAAAUAAACGCCCCAGCCCGGGGCAUUUAUUUGGGGGGAGGCAUUUAUUCCAAAUGAGACUCUAUAGGGGGAAUUUAUGUGAGGGGGACAUUGAUUCAAAGUGGGGCACUUAUUCAAAUUCUUUGAUAAUACUGUACAGUAUACCAUUCGCAUGUAAAUUAAACUACACAAAAUACUGCCAUGCAAUGUAAACACGAGUCACUUGUCGGACUUACUUAGCAUGAGAAUUUCUGCAUUGCCAAAUGUAUGAGUCACUUGUUGACAUUCACAGCGAUGUCUGUAAUACAGCGACAGCUAAAAAUGAUUUAAGUUUUACAUCAACUUUGACUUACGGACUAACAAUCAAUGGAAAUCAAUUUGGCAUGUAAAAUGUUGUUCGACUUUCGUUUUAUUCAACUUAAAUUUAUUCGAGUUAGAGCAAAUAUUAACCAUUGUAAAUAUAGGGAAGAUGAAGUGACAUGAAAAUAAUUUCUACUUUGACAAUUUUUGUUUGACUGUAUUCUGUAAAACCAAUAGGCUUAAUCUCGAGAAUAGACAAUUUUCACCAAGAAUGUCAAUCCCUCUGCCUCCUCGUCUAAAUUUGCUACUAUUCUUUCGUCUUAUAAUGUAUCUUCAUUAUAAGUUGGACAGAAAUUUUGUAUUAUUAGUUUACAUUCUAAGAUUGACAAAAACUCAAAUCAUCCCCUACACACUUUCUUUCCUCCACGCCGUAAUUUGUUCCAUCUCUGUUAAAAACUCCCGCCAUUCCCAAUUUCUUCCUUUUUGUGGUUGUUCAUUAAGGUUCUUGUCAUCUUUCUUUUCAAAUGCAAUUAAAAUUGCUAACAACCUUUGUUUAUUUCCUCCAAUGAUAUUAUUAAAUUAGGCAUUCUAAACCAGUAAUGUUGGGUAUAUAUUGUGUUGAUUGCAUACAUGCGUUGUUUAUGAGUGGAUAAUAAAUAGCCAUCGAUGGCUUUCGAAACAAUGA
This is a messenger RNA of Anneissia japonica, 3396 nucleotides long. RefSeq lists its product as uncharacterized. The transcript has 2 exons. Gene Ontology annotation, cellular component: nucleus. The record is from RefSeq and is a predicted model, not a curated record. Bases 112 to 1032 code for a protein of 306 amino acids. Lineage: Eukaryota; Metazoa; Echinodermata; Crinoidea; Comatulida; Comatulidae.